AGAAGGGAUCAUUUGUGAGUGUGAAAGUGAAAGUUUUUUUUGUCUCUUUUUUUCUCCUUGUUUUGAGCGUUCUCAAUUGGCUCGUUGUACGCAUGCGCCCUGCAGCCUUUUCGAAACUGAGCGAGGGAAGGCGGAUGCGAGUCUCCGUUGAUCAUCAUGCCCAUCUACAUACCCUCAGAGGGGAAAAAUUCCCAGGUACCCACGCAUCUGACCAGGAUUUCCAUCCCUCAUGUCAGCAUCAGCACCGACUCCACAAAUAAAAUCAUCAAGGGAAAAGUUCUUUUUAAAGGACCACUCUCAAAAACUGCACCUGGCAGCUUCGUGCUUAAAACCGUCAUCCAAGAAGAUGCGGUCUCUGAGAACUCCUCCAUCAACACCUUCCUGUAUGGAGUGCUGGCCAAGGACUUCAGUCACAGUGUCAGUCUGGAGGAUGUGGUGGUGGUCUCUGGCUUCACUGUAGGAAAAUCUCCCACCGCCAAAUCAGACAAGCGUCACCCCUUUAACCUGCUUCUGACAUCAGACCAAGCAUGCAUCUAUGUGGCACACCAGCAGCCACCUCCAGACCCUGGACCUUCAUCUGCCAGCAACAGGAGUUCCUCCCUCACUGCUAAGCCUCCCAAGCACACAUAUGUAAAGCUGAGUGAUCUGAAGGCAGAGGAACUUGUUAACGUGUACGGCGUGGUGGUGUUCUUUAAACAGCCAUUUAAGUCCUAUGGCACAGAUUACUGCUCCAGCUUGAAGAUCACUGAUGAAUCCAACCAGAAGAUUGUCUGCACCAUCUUCUGCAGGGAGAUGGACGACCACCCUAAAAUCUUUCAGAAUGGAGACAUAAUCCGCUUGCACAGAGUCAAGGCUAAAUGGUUCAACGGCUCCAUGACUCUGAGCAGUAACGUUGGCUUCUCUGUUGUGACGUUUGAUGGAGCUGUGGGCGGAGCUGUGGAGCCUCGAUCAUCCAGAAAAUUCUUCUCUUUUGAUGAACAUGACCGCCGAAGAGUGGAGGAACUGCGAUCCUGGGCCGUCAGCCAGGAUGUCUGCUCUACAGUUUCUGCAGCAGUCCCUCUGUCUGGCGUUCAACCCAAAGUCUACUUCGAUCUGACAUGCCAGCUUCUGGCCAAAGCCCCCAUCGACACUACCUGCAUGCUGCUAAGGGUUUGGGAUGGAACCAAGUGUCCUUACACUCAAUCUGACGUCACCAUUGACCCAGACACCAUAGAAGGGCCUGCUUCCUUCUCUGGGACUAAAAAGAGCUUCAUCGCAAACAUUCUGGUCUUCGACAACCAUGUUGUUUGUGCCAAACAGUUGAAGAUCGGGGCUUUCCUGAGGAUCUACAACCUGCGAGCAGUCUGUGAGUCGGUUAAAGAGCCCGGCCUCCUCAGAAUGGAUACGGAUCACCUGGUUUUUCAACUCAACGGGGGAACGUCGUUCGGCAAAGGCAUCCGGGUCCUACCAGAAAGCAGCCCUGAUGUGCAGAAGCUAAAGAGAUCUUUUGAGUCUUUCUCAGAGGAUGAACCAAGUGACUCUGAGAUGUUGGAGAUCUGGAGCACUCCACCAGAGUUUUUGAAUGACGGUGCAGUGGAGACCCGCACAGAGAGAAGCUGCAGCCACCAGAUUCAGCCGAUGACUCUGUCCCAGCUGAAGCAGAGCCAGCCUGAAGGAGAGUACCACGUCAGGGCCCAGCUGAGAUCCUACCAGCCUCACAGGCUCCAUCAGUCCCUCAAACUCUUCUGCAGCAACUGUUCAUCCAUGCAGGAAAUCCCAAAUGAGGAAGUGCUGUCGGGAAUUUUCUCAGCAGCAUUCCAGGACUCCACGCCCUGCAGACAUCCACCAUGGAUUUUAUCUGGACAUGUGUCCCUGCCCGAAGAUGUAGCGCAGUCCCCAAAGAAAUCAAUGGAUGUCCUUGCGUCCAGUCGGCUACUGAAGAAGGAAAACCCCAAAGAGUUCAUAUUCCUCCAAGGAUUCUCUCUGGAGGAGACAUGCAUGCUAGCAGCCCACUACGAGAACAUUGUUCCUCUCACGUCGUCUGGAGGAGACUUGGACCUGCUCGACCUGUCGGCACCUUUCCUGUUCAGAGGCAAAAAGAGAUACUACGGGUGUAAGCGAUGCUCUGAGGCUUCUCUGAGGAACAUGAAAGCUGUGGGAGCGGUGGUCGAUGAAAAGUUUCUCGCAGAAGAUCUAGGCAUCCAGCUGCUGCAGUACGUCCUCCUGAUGAGGCUGAAGCUGCAGGACUCCACCGACACGCUGGACGUGUUCCUGUGGAAGGAUGCGGAGAAGUUCUUUGGUGUGUCAGCAGAGGACGUGUCUGCCACUGAGGAGGCUCAGGAGAGGGUCCAGAAGGUCAUGGACUUGCUCUGUCCACCAGAGGACAGCCAGGAUCAGCGCCCAUGGCUGGACCUGUGCCUGAUGGCGUACGCAGUAGAGGAUGAACCGGGUCAGAGUCAGACCUGCUACCAGAUCAUCAACACAACCAUCAUCACACCCUCCACCACUCAGUCAGGCCCGGACUAGAGCUGGAUACCCAGGUCCUGCUGAGUCGUUAUUCAUGAAGAUCAGAUGGUUCUGAUGUUUUUGAACCUGGUGGUUCUACUGACUCUGUGCAUGAACAGCCUGUGUAGAGCUUGUUGUUUCUGUGUGAGAAAUAAAGAAUGAGUGAAGCUGCA
This is a messenger RNA of Nothobranchius furzeri (turquoise killifish), 2657 nucleotides long. It is a transcript of the gene pot1, whose product is annotated as protection of telomeres 1 homolog. Gene Ontology annotation, molecular function: G-rich strand telomeric DNA binding; telomerase inhibitor activity. Gene Ontology annotation, biological process: telomere capping; regulation of telomere maintenance via telomerase. Lineage: Eukaryota; Metazoa; Chordata; Actinopteri; Cyprinodontiformes; Nothobranchiidae. Gene Ontology annotation, cellular component: chromosome, telomeric region; nuclear telomere cap complex. The record is from RefSeq and is a predicted model, not a curated record.